AUGCCAGUUACCAGAUCUACGAUGAAACGAAGAAUCACCUAUUUCCAAGCCCCCAAUGCUCCAUUUGAGCAGGACCAGGUUGUCCUCACAUCAAAGAACCUUGUGAUUCGCGACCUGGACGCCGCCCGUGAAAACCGUAUUACAUUUGGGCUAGAGGACCUUCCGGAGGAGCUCCGUGAUGUCCUAAAGCAGUCCCAUGAGCUCCAUCUCCGCUGGGCCACAGAACGGCCCUAUAUUGCUAUCGCACCUUUCGCAAGCAGGGUCUCACCUGGCCUGCAUGUGCACUACACUCCCUUGAAAAAAGAUCUGUCGUCGGAGGCACUAUGUUCAGUGCUACACACCAUAUUUGGGGAGAAGGUGAACUGCUCCAAACCAGAGGAUUCCUUUAUCACGCCACCGGCCUUAUCUACGAGAUUCGCGGCCUCGGCCUCACUCCAGUAUUGGUCAAGACUCCCUUCUCUCCAAGCUCUAGUUUCGUUCAUUCAGAAUACUGCAUGUCGCCAGCUGAAGACUGGUAGCGCCGAGUGCCAUGAAAAUAGCAAUUCCCUACUCAGUGCCGAUGCUGUCGACAUUGACUACAAUAGCAUUUCAUCCACUGUGACAGUAACAGGACUCUGGGCCAGUCCCCCAAGUGGUGGCUGGACUGAGGAUAUUCAGAAGCCAGUCUCUAGCGCGGAUAAGAUCGAAUUUGGGCUUCUGACAGCAGAGAAGGAUGCCGCUGCUCCGGAGGAUGUCAAGAUGGGCGGACUCCUAGCUGUUGUUGGAUCGGACAAGACAUUAAAACCGACUAUGUUCUCGUUCCCUUCACGGCAUCAUGCUCUCCCUGCUACAGCCAGCUACACCGUCUCUUUCAAUCACCCAACUGGCCUUCAUCCAACAAUGUCAAUAUCAUUACCUUCUUCCGCACUGGAGAGACCACCAGCACCAGAUGGCACAAAAUGUGCGCUACACACAUACCUAACCCUCCCAUCCUCCAUCUUCGGCGACCAGUACCAACUCGGUACAACAGACCCGCUAUUCCGAGAAUUGCACAACCUCGCAGCAUUACACAGCUUCUCAGGCGAAACAGACCUCGAAGCACCAGACUGGGUUGUGCAGCGCUGGGGCUCGAACUGGCUCUUUGAACUAGCAGCCCCCGCUUUGGAAAGCAGCCCCGCAGUAUCUAACUGGACCGCCACCAUCCCCCUUCACCUGCGAUACCUCCCCCCAUCAGAAUCUGGGUACCAAACUGCCAAUGUGCCUUGGCCAGUGGUGUUCUGGGCUUGCACUAUGGAUGAUGGUACCAAAAUGGGAGUUAACCCGUUCGACCGGACCAAUCUAGGUUGGGAUGGGCUCUUUGGCCCUCGUACCAUGUUCUAUCAGCUACAUCCUAGUUCUGAUAAACUUGUUGAGGAGCUUGAAGUGCCCGUUCUACAGCUGAAAGGUGGCAAUAGUAUCUUCCAAGCGCGUAAUAUCGAGCUGGCAACAUGUGCUGCUAUUACUCUCGGUUUCUUGUGGGUUCUUUGGCGUCUUUUGCGUGUGGCAUGGUCAUCUGGUAUCAGGGAGGAUAAAUCCAGAAGUUCCAAAGAGAGCCACGACAAGAAGGAGGAUUAG
Penicillium taxi is the source of this 1593-nucleotide messenger RNA. RefSeq lists its product as uncharacterized. The transcript has 5 exons. The record is from RefSeq and is a predicted model, not a curated record. Gene Ontology annotation, biological process: protein processing; GPI anchor biosynthetic process. Bases 1 to 1593 code for a protein of 530 amino acids. NCBI's taxonomy places the organism in Eukaryota, Fungi, Ascomycota, Eurotiomycetes, Eurotiales, Aspergillaceae. Gene Ontology annotation, cellular component: endoplasmic reticulum membrane; glycosylphosphatidylinositol-mannosyltransferase I complex. Gene Ontology annotation, molecular function: mannosyltransferase activity.